Molecule: messenger RNA, 1444 nt
Organism: Chara braunii
Lineage: Eukaryota; Viridiplantae; Streptophyta; Charophyceae; Charales; Characeae
Source: the annotation of a GenBank genome assembly
AUGGAAUGGAAAUUAGCGGUGAUGCGGGAGAAGAAGAGGAGAAUUGACAAGGCAGCGGAGGCGGCAGAGGCCUUAGWGGAAGUGAAGAAUAUAGAGGCGCAAUUAGCCRCCCAGCCCGAUCUCCCGAAUCAGAUGCGAGUCAUAGCUCGAAGCGUCGCAUGCCUGGCACGGGUUCAGGCAGACCAAUAUGACUUUAGCAGAAGCCAGGACAUAGCUGUGCGCUCGAUACGGUUGGGCUUUCGAGACUUUGCCUGUGAGCUGGUAGGCGCCGUUGGAGUCAAGGUGGGUCACCGCCUCGACAAGACUGAGCGGUUCUGCACCGGUGCCAUUGAAGGCGUCAAGGCGGCAGCUCCCAAGGAGGAGGAAGCACGUCUUCCUCGCCAGGAGCCUGUCAAAGUCAAGUUCCCCGAUUCCUACAGCGGGAAGAGGGAGGAAAACUUUGACAAUUGGGAGGCCAACGUUAAGACCUAUGUGCACUUGCAACAGGUCUCCCUAGAUCAGCAAGUCYUAAUUGCUAUCCACGCACUGAGAGAUGAAGCCGCCAGUUUUGCAAGGUCCCUAGUUCGCGCUGCCAACUGUAGUGAUGAUCCCGUUGCGUACUCCUCAUUUACGUCCCCAACCGAAUUUCUGAAGUUGCUGCGCGAGCGAUUUGCUGAUGUCGCUCGCGGUGUCAAGGCCUCAGACAAGCUCCAAACCAUCCAUUCUCGUAAAUGGAAGAGUGCCAGGGCACUCAAGGGUACAAUGGAUGAGUUGGUGGCCGUCCCUAACCAUGGGGUCACRGAGGGCCAGUUGGUCAACCUCUUUUACCGGGCUAUGCCCAAAGCCUUUCGAGGGCAGUUCUUCGCGAAAAGCGAAGACCCUGCCACCACUUACGAUUCUCUUAGUCGUGAGGUGGUGGUUUUUGAAGCAAAGUCAGUAUCCCUGUCUACCUUCUGGCACAAAGACUUGGACAGGGGUAAGCAAUGGAAAGACCGCACUAUCUCAGGGCAGGUAAAGACCAAGGAUAGCCUUGUCCUGACUUUAGAUGAGGGUAGUGUGGAUGAGAUUCCCUACGACCAGAUUGAGUGGGGAUUAGAGGAGGCGGACAGCGGUGUGGGCCAAGGGAGAUCUUACGCUGCUGUCGCGGCUGGAGGGAGGCCGCAAGGAGGAAGAGGCCAGGGCCAAGGGGGCCGGGCCUCAGGGAGUCGAUUUCAGGGCGAUCAGGGGGUUGGCGGUAGGGGAGGAAACCGCCAAGCGGGAGGCAGGGGUCAAGGUCCCCCGCAAAACCGUCCUUGGAGGAGGGCUCCCUAUAGAAUAGGAGGAUGGCACCCAGGGCUACCUCAGGGUAGGCCUUGGGAAUCUUUGGGUCUGGACCAGGCUUUAUGACAACAACGAUUGGACCGGGGCCAGUGCAUUUUCUGCGGUGACCCGGGCCAUAUCAUCAAAUAUUGUCCUAAGUAUAGAG